Elgaria multicarinata webbii is the source of this 1091-nucleotide messenger RNA. RefSeq names its product ras homolog family member H (gene RHOH). Gene Ontology annotation, biological process: regulation of cell shape; regulation of actin cytoskeleton organization; small GTPase-mediated signal transduction. The coding region runs from base 207 to 845 and encodes 212 amino acids. Lineage: Eukaryota; Metazoa; Chordata; Lepidosauria; Squamata; Anguidae. Gene Ontology annotation, cellular component: cell projection; cytoplasmic vesicle; cytoskeleton. The transcript has 2 exons. Gene Ontology annotation, molecular function: protein kinase binding; GTPase activity; GTP binding. The record is from RefSeq and is a predicted model, not a curated record.
GUAGAGGAGAAAGUUAAGAAGAACCUCAAUUAAAGACAUAAAUACGCAGUAUGCAUCUGAUGAAGAAACCUGUUUGACUCACUGAAGUGUGGAAGAGUUGAAGGCUCACCGGAGUUUGUGGGAGAGCAAGAGAUUUUGAUCCCUUCAGUGAAACUCCCAAGACACAUCAUAGAAAGCUGGAUGGAUUCCUACUGAAUGGCGCCCACAUGAGCAGACUCCCAGGAAUUGUGCCUCUAGACUCCGUUCUAGAAAGAGUAGACUUUGAGGCAAUGUUGGAUUCCGUCAAAUGCGUUCUUGUAGGAGAUGCUGCUGUUGGGAAGACGGCGCUGCUAUUACGCUUUACCUCUGAGACCUUUCCAGACGCUUACAGGCCAACCGUGUAUGAAAACACAGGAGUCGAUGUUUUCCUGGACGGUGUCCAGAUUAGUUUAGGGCUUUGGGACACAGCUGGGAGUGAUUCUUUCAAAGGCAUCCGCCCGCUUUCCUAUCAACAGGCUGAUGUGGUAUUAAUGUGCUUCUCAGUGGCCAAUCGCAGUUCAUUCCUCAGCUUGAGGAACAAAUGGGUCACGGAGAUCAGGACCCACUUGCCCCGAAUCCCAAUUUUAGUGGUGGCUACCCAGACAGACCAGAGGGAAGUGGGACCUCACAGCGCCACCUGUGUCAGCUCAGUGCAUGGCAAGCAACUGGCCAAGGACAUCCGAGCAAAGGGUUAUGUGGAGUGCUCCUCUCUCAGCAACAGGGGAGUGCAGCAGGUGUUUGAGUGCGCUGUCCGGACAGCAGUGAAUCAAGCAAGAAAGCGAGCCCGAAGGAGCCUUUUUUCUAUUAAUGAGUGCAAAGUCUUUUAAUUUCCAUUCAGCGUCCUUAUCUGCGAAAACAACCCUGAUUCUUCCAUUUGGCAGAAUGUUUUUGAUAUAACAGAUGAAAAAUGUGAUUAUACUGUUCGUUAGUGUUGAUGGUGGGACUCUCAAAUGGCAACAGGAACUUUCUGCCUGCAGAGCAGAGUGGAACUGUUUUCUCCCAUAAAGACGGCAAUUUGACACCCUAAACAGAAGGAAAGGUGCCUUAUAGACUGCAGCAUGGUCGCCAUUAUU